AUGAUGAGACAGAAGGCUGCUACGGCCCAGAUCUACGCCCUUCCAGACGACCAGGGCUUCCAUAUGCUGCUCGAUAUUAUGUACAAGCAGUAUGCGACCCCAGAAGCUCGACGAGCUGCUGUGAGAGCCUGGCAGAGUCUGAAGCAGGAUGACAAGGAGACUGUCAAAGACUACAUUGCUCGGUUUGAACAACAGAAGGUGCUUCACGAUCUUCGCCACGACCCUCUUGACGAGCCUACUUUGAUCACGAAAGUAGCUGAGGGUCUCACUUCUGGAGCGGGUAUGGCAGCCCGAGCCCUUUGCGAUCCUCUGACGCACCUCGACUACAAACAGUACAUUGACACUCUCGUCAAUUUUGCUACCGGCUUCGAGAGCAACACCUUCAACACGGCCAAUAAUCCCUUUCCGAACGUCUUUCCAGCACCAUCGCCCACUACACCGCCUGAUCGUAAGAUUCAGAGCAGCAUCCGGGUACAACUUAUGGCGAUGCCGACGUCCUCUCGACGCCGUGGCCAAUGUUACCGUUGUGGCAAAGAUGGUCAUAUGGCCCGUCUAUGUCGGGCCCUACGCCCUAUCGACUCGCAGGUUCGCUGUCGGUCAUGUGGGUCACGUGAACAUCGUCGAGAGAAAUGUCCUAAGAAGGGUUCAUCAGCGCCUUGCAAGCGUUGUGGCGCUACUGGUCAUACAGCAUCCAUAUGCUUAAGUCCGAACUGCAACCCUACACCGGCAACACCUAUGGCCAUGGCAACAACGGAAGACGAAGAUCCCCACCUGGAAGUUGUCAACGAGGUCAUGGAGAUCGAACCUAUGGCCUACUCGAUGUCCACCGGCGUAGGCUCCAUCGACGGCUCCUCCCAAGGCCUACUUCUGAGCGAUAUCAUCGACAACAAACCCUGGCGAGUCCGACUUACUAUCGGGCAACGACCCGAGGGAGCGUCCCCUAACGAGCCCUCGCCGUGCUGCCAUAUCGACGGUUUGCUCGACAGCGGCGCUGGUGCUAACUUCGUGUCGACCGCUGUCGUCAAGUUCGCGCUACGACGCAACCUUAUCGACGCUCAUCUCCUUCGAACGCUCAAUCCCAUCAAGAUCACCUAUGGCAAUGGACAGACGGCAAUCUGUACCCGAGCCAUCAAGUUACCCAUACGUUUUUCCUUUCAUAGCUCCCUGAACGAUGAAGCUCCCUCAAUGGUCUGGCUACAUUGUCUGAUGGUGAAGGAUACGAAGCCAUCAAUUAUCGUCGGUCGUCCUGGUAUGGCCACUUUGGGUGUACGAGCAACCAUUCCGUCAUGGGCUUACAAGGACCCCACCAGCUGCAGCUCACACGAUACGGUACUGUGCCACUCUGCUCUUUCCACACGUUCGACAACCUUUGAGAAGGGGACCAUUACCGACACGUCUCGCAUCGACUAUGACUCACCCACCGUCGGUGGCUACCGGUGA
This is a messenger RNA of Perkinsus marinus ATCC 50983, 1440 nucleotides long. RefSeq lists its product as hypothetical. Bases 1 to 1440 code for a protein of 479 amino acids. The transcript has a single exon. Gene Ontology annotation, molecular function: nucleic acid binding; zinc ion binding. The record is from RefSeq and is a predicted model, not a curated record. Lineage: Eukaryota; Perkinsozoa; Perkinsida; Perkinsidae.